ACUUAGUUUUGUUUGAGUGUAUCGUUAAGUGCCAUUUCGAGGGCUUAGUUGGUUGUCGGGGUUCGUUUAUUUCGAAGAAUGGCAACGAAGAAGGUGUUCUUUGAUAUUAAGGAGGGGGCCAACGCUGCCGAAAGGAUCGUUUUUGAGCUCUUUGCAGAUAAAGUCCCAAAAACUGCUGAGAAUUUCCGAGCAUUGUGCACCAUGGAGAAAGGUUUCGGAUACAAAGGUUCCAAAUUCCAUCGGAUAAUCCCAAAUUUCAUGUGCCAAGGUGGUGAUUUCACUAAGGGUGAUGGUACAGGUGGCAAAAGCAUAUAUGGAGACAAAUUCGCCGAUGAAAACUUCAUCUUUAAACAUGAUAAACCAUUCCUACUCUCCAUGGCUAAUGCUGGACCUAAUACUAACGGUUCUCAAUUCUUCAUCACUACUGUACCUUGCCCGUGGCUUGAUAACAAACAUGUUGUCUUUGGUCAAGUUGUCGAAGGUAGUGCAGUAGUCAAAAAGAUGGAGAGCUGUGGUAGCCAGUCUGGUAAACCAACUAAAACAUUCAUAAUUGAUAAUUGUGGAGAACUAUGAGUAUCAUCACUGCCAAUGUAUGUUACUAAUUAUGAAACAUUUAUGGUAUAAUUAAAGCCAUCACUAUUAUG
Messenger RNA from Schistosoma turkestanicum, 644 nucleotides. Lineage: Eukaryota; Metazoa; Platyhelminthes; Trematoda; Strigeidida; Schistosomatidae. The record is from the annotation of a GenBank genome assembly.